UAAAACAAAUAGGUGAAGCCAUCCUGGGUUACUCCACCGGUAUUCGUCUCCCAAGCGUCCGGCGAUUCGUUGGGUCUGUCGAGAGAUACCGCUGAGGAAGGGAGCUAAAGAAUCAGUUGAUCAUGGCGGUUAGCGGCGGGAGGCAGAGGGUAGCAUCCCUGCUACCAUAUGUAGUAAAAACCCUCCGGAAGGAAUCCCUAACUCCUGCAAAUCAAACCCUCCCUUCUCUCAGGCGCAUGUUUUCCCUAUACGACCAGAUAAAUAUCAUCGACAACGUCCCGGAAGAUCAACUCCGAUUUGAAGGGUACUCUGACACAGGUUUCACAAUUAAUAAGAUUAAAUAUGAGGGAAGCUUGCUAAUUGUUGAGAACAAAAUCAUGUCCUGGGCACCGAAAAGAUUUUCGGAUAUCAAUGCAGAAAGCUUAUCCAUUUUCAAGAUCCUGAGGCCUGUUCCAGAGAUUCUCAUUCUCGGCUGCGGAAGGCAUAUUGAACCUGUAAAUCCAGAGCUUCCAAAAUUUCUUCGAUCUAUAGGCAUGAAACUGGAAGCUAUUGACUCGAGAAAUGCAGCUUCCACAUAUAAUAUAUUAAAUGAAGAAGGAAGAAUGGUUGCUGCAGCACUUCUGCCUUUUGGAGUUUCUUCAUAAUUUCUGCGCGCCUGAUAAGCCUCUUUCAUUUAAUAUAUACUACAUGAAAUCCAUAUGGCUUGGUUCAUUCAUAUCAAGCAAGAAUCUUCAUUCCUGUAUACAGUUCCAGCUACAUGUAUUUGCCUGUCUAAAUUUACUGAUGAUAUUUUAUGUAAUUUGAGAAUUGUGUGGAGUUUUGUAGAAAUUGCUGGUAGUCUCAGUAGCUUUAACUUAACUAUUUCCAAUGUAAGAA
Phalaenopsis equestris is the source of this 876-nucleotide messenger RNA. Its product is annotated as NADH dehydrogenase [ubiquinone] 1 alpha subcomplex assembly factor 3-like. Bases 123 to 644 code for a protein of 173 amino acids. NCBI's taxonomy places the organism in Eukaryota, Viridiplantae, Streptophyta, Magnoliopsida, Asparagales, Orchidaceae. Gene Ontology annotation, biological process: mitochondrial respiratory chain complex I assembly. The record is from RefSeq and is a predicted model, not a curated record. The transcript has 6 exons. Gene Ontology annotation, cellular component: mitochondrial inner membrane.